UGCCUCCUCGACACCUCUACCAGCGACCGUACCCCAGACCUCCCCGCUAGACUCUUCUCCUGAACGUUCAAAGUUUCGCUGCCCCGAAUACCCUUUCAAACUUCUCGAACAUGGUUGUACGUAAUCCCCAUUGCUCACCUCGUGGGCUUGCGCGACAGGUACCAGAGUCGCAACGUGCAGAGCUCACAGUCCUCCAGCUCGGCAGGGUCGCUCACUACGCCUUCGACGCGGUAUUAAUAUCCGCCUUCCUCGCCGGCGUGCGACGCUCCACCGGCCUCACACCCAGUGUAAAAUCAGAGCAAUUCACAGAAGCACCGGGCCUCAAGAAAUGGAUCGAUAACUACCUCUGGGUCGGCGAGUGGACCAUGGACCAGAGCGUCGCCGUACUCUCCUCGUCAUCGUACUUCGAGCGGAAGCGAUGAAACGGACAAAGGGAAAGGCAAAGAGGUGGAACGCUUGGUGGCCAUAUAUGCUAUCGGGGCUCUGGAUGUACAGUAACGGCACGUCUGAAAUGUGGAGCGCGGGCCACAGCUCCAGCACAGCAGCCAGGCGUUAGGGGGCCGCAUGAACCGACUCCUAUGAAUUU
Messenger RNA from Trematosphaeria pertusa, 586 nucleotides. RefSeq names its product DUF1748-domain-containing protein. NCBI's taxonomy places the organism in Eukaryota, Fungi, Ascomycota, Dothideomycetes, Pleosporales, Trematosphaeriaceae. The transcript is spliced from 3 exons. The record is from RefSeq and is a predicted model, not a curated record. The coding region runs from base 111 to 422 and encodes 103 amino acids. Gene Ontology annotation, cellular component: cytoplasm.